Messenger RNA from Trichomycterus rosablanca, 1302 nucleotides. RefSeq lists its product as uncharacterized. Lineage: Eukaryota; Metazoa; Chordata; Actinopteri; Siluriformes; Trichomycteridae. Gene Ontology annotation, molecular function: mRNA binding. The transcript has 12 exons. Gene Ontology annotation, biological process: regulation of gene expression; regulation of RNA metabolic process. Gene Ontology annotation, cellular component: nucleus; cytoplasm. The coding region runs from base 1 to 1302 and encodes 433 amino acids. The record is from RefSeq and is a predicted model, not a curated record.
AUGAAUAUGAAUGAGAAGGAGGCCGCUUUGUGGUCUGAGGGAGGCCUAAAUGUCACCCUCACCAUCCGCUUACUAAUGCACGGAAAGGAAGUGGGUAGCAUCAUUGGAAAGAAAGGGGAAACUGUAAAGAAAAUGCGAGAGGAGAGCGGAGCUCGUAUUAAUAUAUCAGAUGGCUCCAGCCCAGAACGCAUUGUCACCAUCACGGGCUCCUCUGAGGUUAUCUUCAAAGCUUUCGCUAUGAUUGCAGAGAAAUUUGAGGAGGAUAUACUGGCCUGUAUGGUAAACAGCACAGUGACGAGCAGACCUCCAGUAACACUACGACUUGUAUUCCCCGCCAGCCAGUGUGGCUCGCUUAUCGGCAAAGGAGGAUCCAAGAUCAAAGAGAUCAGAGAGACCACAGGUGCCCAGGUGCAGGUAGCUGGAGACUUGCUCCCGGAGUCAACUGAAAGAGCGGUGACCAUAUCUGGCAUCCCCGACGCCAUCACACAGUGUGUGAGGCACAUUUGCACUAUCAUGCUGGAGUCACCACCUAAAGGAGCGACAAUUCCUUAUCGGCCUAAACCUUCCGCUGGUGGCAAUCCCACAGUCUUAACCCACCCACACACAACUCCCGCUUUUGCUGUUCCGACACAGUAUGCCAUUCCGACCCAAGACUUGACCAAGCUUCACCAGUUGGCUAUGCAGAAUAUCCCCUUUACCUCCCUUGGGCAGAGCAACCCUACCUUUCCUGGAGUGGAUACCUCUGUUGCCACGUCUCAUGAGCUGACCAUACCGAAUGAGCUCAUAGGCUGCAUUAUUGGCAGACAGGGCACUAAGAUCAAUGAAAUCCGCCAGAUGUCUGGAGCACAGAUCAAGAUAGCAGGAGCUACAGAUGGUUCGGCUGUGCGCCAUAUUAGCAUUACGGGCUCCCCGACCAGCAUCUGCUUGGCCCAGUACCUUAUCAGUGCCAGUUUAGAGAUGGCUAAACUCAGCAUCCAGGCUGCCUCCUCCUCCUCUGGCACUCCCGUUGACCUCGGACUGAGUUUCCCCCAGUCUGCAAAUCCUGCAUCUGCCUCCGCUUCGGCCUCUAUGGCCAUGCUGGCUGCUCCUCCCACGGCCAUUAACGUCCACUCCCAAAUGGCUAUGCCAUCUAUUCCCAGUGCCCAUUAUGCUCUCCCUGUGUCCAGUCUGUUUGGCAUGAAAACCGUGCCUCUGCUGGCCAUGCAUGCUGCUGCCACACCAGGCCUUGUUCCCUACACUGCAAAAAUCCCUGCCUCGGCUACCACCAAAAAAUCUGAGCGGCAGAAAUUUGCCCCGUACUGA